AUGGCCACUUCCAAGAUGAGCAAGCGGGCACGGGCAAACACCGCUGGUGAUAUCCAUAUUCAGCUCAAUGAAGGCUCGGCUUCUGGAACUCUUGCCAAUGAAUCGCAACCGCCAGUUCCCUCGCCUCAAGAGAUGCAAGGCCUCAAGGCCGAACAGCUGACUGAGCUCCUUCAUAAAGCCGCAGCACUUCACCCUGAUGUUAACCUCAUGAUCACCACUGCGAUUGAAAAAUCACGUGAGGAGCGCCAAAAGCACGUCGUGAAUUUCGAUCAGUACUCCGGAUCGAUCUGGAGACAGAUCAAUGUCGACUACAGUUCCAUGAGAGGAUCAAAGCAAUAUGAAAUGGCAUUCGAUGUGGCUGGGAGUGUUAGCUCCACUAUCAGUCUGAUUGCAGCCAAAUGUGCCCAAUUUGCAAAUCCUCAAACUCGUCGAAAUGGACUUGAAACGCUACGUAAAAUCGGCAAGACCAUUUGCCUGUCGUCCAAUGAUACCUUGGGCCAUGAGGUACAGAAACAGUUCCAGUCGGACCCAAGUCUGGAAAAUGCCAUGCACGACAUUGUGGCCGAGAUGUCGACUGAAGAGCGGGAAGCCAUUCAACGCGACCCCCUUUGGCAGAAAUUGGAGGAGCUAGAGGCACUUGCCAAUGAUCAUUGUGUCUUUGACGGACUCCGUGGUGUCCUGGAAACAAUCCAAGGUGUAGGAGAUGACGAUGACUCGGAUGAGGGAAGUGAGGAAGGGGAAAAUGAAGAGUAUGACGAGGCAGAUGAAUAUGGGGUUACUGGUGAUGAGCACGAUGUCUGCUAG
Penicillium verhagenii is the source of this 804-nucleotide messenger RNA. RefSeq lists its product as uncharacterized. The coding region runs from base 1 to 804 and encodes 267 amino acids. Lineage: Eukaryota; Fungi; Ascomycota; Eurotiomycetes; Eurotiales; Aspergillaceae. The transcript has a single exon. The record is from RefSeq and is a predicted model, not a curated record.